UCCUGUCAAAGGAGCCUCAAAUAUUUAGCGGCACCGAAUGGCGAAGUAGCCCAUGUGUCAACACCAUCAUCUUAAUUAAAGCAACAGCAUUAUUGUUCAAUCAGCAGACAGAAAAAGUCUAUGCACAUAGUCCAAACUUGCACCUAACAUAAACUUCCCGGAAUUCUAUCUUGAAGGUUCUAUUUGGAAGAGAAAGGUUUUCCUUGUCAUACAGGGCAACCCACGUGCUUAUUACAUAUUGGAUUUUCUUUCUUUUCUUUCUUGGCUUGUUUUAAUAUCGACACAAGGGGAGAUAAGGGACCAAGAAUUUCAUACAAGCUUGGGAGUUGUGAGAUCUUAUCUACUUUAGAGAAUGUUUUUGUACCACUAGAUGGUUUCAGCUGAAAGAAGUAAAGAAUGAUAACAAGACGAGUUUGGUAUGCUCUUGAAGAACAAAUAUGAUAGAAGAAUAUCGUAAGGAAAGAUGAAAGUCCAUAAAUAGAUUUUGUACAGUAUUUAUACAUCCCAUGCACUGAGUUAAUGGAUGAAGUACCUGGCUCCUUGGGCACCAGCGCUAGCUUCAGUCUGAGAAUGGGCCAGACCAUGUUCUCAUCUGCUUCCCUUCUCUUCAUGUCUUUUGGGGUUGAAUUCUACAGCUACACGGCUUUCUGCUAUUUGGUGACAAUUAUGGGGUUGGUCAUACCGUGGAGUUUCACAUUAGCACUAGUAGAUGGAUAUUCGGUUCUGCUCAAAUGCCCCAUUCGUCAACCAGGAAUUCUGCUGAUUAUUGUUGUGGGAGAUUGGGUACUAUCAACCCUCACACUAGCAGCAGCUUCCUCAACAGCUAGUGUUGUGGAUCUUCUGCUCAACACUCACGGGUCUUUUUGCCCUCCAAAGCUCUGCAGCAGGAGCAAAGUACCCCUUGAGUCCAAUGAAUGUCACGCUCAACUUCAUAGCAGAUACAAGAUUGUAAAAUACUAAAAUGUAAAGAUGGCACACUGCAGUUCUACGGUUUGGUAAUUCCCUUCCCCGUACAGGAAUUGAACACUGAUAAUGUAUUUCACCAUCAACACUUGCCACCUAGUCCUCUGGUGGCCUUGUUGAGAAUUUGCGGUGAUAUAUAGAACCAACAAACAAAAUAAACAGUUAAAUUUUCGAAGUACAGCUUCAUCCUGAACUGAAACCUGAUCACAAAUAUAGCCUUUCUUCAUUCAUAAAAACACCAAAGCAAGUUUCAGAAUUGAACACAUUAAAUUGAAGUACUACUGACACGAGUAUACCGGUUUUUAUCAAGCCAGUGUGUGCAUUGACUUAUUGUCAUUCCCUGUACCAUUUAAAAAUCCAGUUUGACAUCCAAAACCGUGGGAAUAUACACAAGUUAAUGGAGUUAACUGCAGCCGAUUCGCUAAGAACAAAACUUCAUAGAAAGUGUGCAAGACUUGCGUUUAAUUGGCUGCGUUGUUUCGGGGAAUGAUGCCAACUAUAUUAAGUUCGAGAAAUUAUUAUAUGAUUGUGAACUGCUAAAGGUUUAUGUCUUGACCAAUCUUGAAACAGCAUAUAAUUGAAAUUUUCAAUUAAAGAUAAAAAGUAAAUAGCACAUUCAAUUAUACAGAAUAUGGAUAUCGGUCAAAAUUAUAGCGGUCAGCUUUUGGCAAACUGAUUAUCUAUAGAGAACCGCCAUUAUGAAUGGAGCCUGAGAACAAAACCAGAUCAGGAUAUAGUUCUUUCAUUGAUGUCCUCAGAACCUUACUAGAAAAUCAUUUUCACUGGAAGAGGCAAACUACUAAAGUUAUUGUUCAUUUAGCUCUGUAUCCCAUUUUGGAGCAUUUCUUUCCUCAAAGCUCUUGCCAUUUCUUCGUUCCCUUGUCGAAUGUAUCCAUCAACGAAAGCACCAUAAACUUCAGAUUUCGGUUGGAAACCUUUUCCUACCAUCUCUGCCUGAAGUUUCAACGCUUCUUCCAUUCUCCCCUCAAAACACAGUCCCUUUAUCAACACCUCAUAACUCUUUUCCCUUGGAAUUAAAUCAAAUUUACUAACUGCGCGCCUCACAAACUCCAGAGCUUCCUGAACCCUACCCUUAUCGCAAAGCAAACUAACCAUCAUGUCAAGGGUUGAAGAAUCAGGCCUUAAAUCCCUCCUAGACAUAUCCUCAUAAACCAGAACAACUGAAUCAACAUCCCCAACACUGAAAUAUCCCUUCACAAGAUGCUCGUAAGUUGAAGCAGUGGCCUCAACACUCGCCAAUUCCAUUUCCCUGAAAAACUCUUCAGCCCUAACAACAUCUCCAAUCUUGCAAAACCCACCAAUAAUAGUAUUAUAACUAACAACAUCAGGCUCCAUUUUCUCAUUUCUCAUUUCUUCCCACAACUUUUCUGCAUACCCCAUUUUCCCUUCCUCACAAAAAGCGGCCAUCAACACACUGUAGCUAUAAGCAUUGGGUUUACAGUUACUUCUCAUUUCCUUCCAAAUUUCCUCUAUCCUUUCCACUAAACCAUCUUGGUAACAGCACAGCAUCAACUCAUUAUAAGUAUGGACGUUGGGUGUGACUCUUAAACCACAACCCCUUCUCGAAAUUUCAUUUUUUUCCUCAUCCAACCGAAAGAACUCGCGGUAAAUUGCAUACCCUGCAUCCACCCCUCGACUUCUACAAACCCCAGUAAUCAAAGAAUUCAAGGUGCUAACUUUAGGGCUAAUCCCGCGAGAGAGCAACAUUCUAACGAUCUCAAUAGAAGGGUCAACCUUUCUGGAAUCCAAACACGCCUUGAUCAACAAAUCGAAGACGAAGGGAGCGGAGCCAGAAUCCCGAUAGGUCUUAACGAGGGUUUCGAAAAGGUUCAGAGACGGCGAGGCAAAACGACAAUUUAGGUCGUGGGUCUGGUCGGAAACGCGAAGUGCCGUUCGGAUGAGGUGGUAAGCGUGUGAGGAGAGGCGCGCACGCGCAAGGAGGUGGACGAUGGAAGCGUAAGAGGCGAGGUUAUGGUGGCAGAGGGAUUUGGAUUUGGUCCAUAGGAAGAAGCGAAGAGCAAGUUGGGGUUUGUUCUUGAGGUGAAGGAUAAUUUGGGAAAACUCAUGGGGGUCUAUGCCGUUGGGACACGCCGAACGGAGAUUGCUCCACCGUGACUUGGAACGGUGAUUGAUAAGGAUUGUAACCACUUUUGUUACUAAACUCUGGGAGUCAUGGUUUGAACAAGAAGAAGAAAAAAACAGAGCCCAUGCUUUGGGUCUCAAGGUUUGCGAAAACUGUUCAAGGACUUGAAUCGCCAUUCUCUUCUCUGGUCUGAAAAAUCGUUUUCCAUAAAAAAAGAUGUCGUUUUUAUUACUGUUACUUUAUUUGGGGAAAAGAUAAAACUACUAUAUAGAUCUAGCAGAGGCAUUCUGUGAGAUCCCAAAAUUUUAUUAAUAGAUAUUUUUAUUAUUUCUUAA
Messenger RNA from Vigna radiata var. radiata (mung bean), 3402 nucleotides. Its product is annotated as CASP-like protein 5C1. Gene Ontology annotation, cellular component: membrane. NCBI's taxonomy places the organism in Eukaryota, Viridiplantae, Streptophyta, Magnoliopsida, Fabales, Fabaceae. The transcript has 4 exons. The record is from RefSeq and is a predicted model, not a curated record. The coding region runs from base 520 to 960 and encodes 146 amino acids.